AUUACCACUACCCCCAACUCCUAACGGGGAUCCCCCCCCCCCGAUCUCUAUCUCCAAUGGCCGCCACCACCACCUUUCCUCGCCCCGAUGAAGCGGAGGACUCAACCCCGCUCCUCGGCCAGGUAACCGGUCGAGAUGAACUCCUCGCCCCGGACCCAAACAUCUACAUAGAAGUCGUCGAAGCGCCCUGGGACUUCAUUUCACAGCGGACCGUGUUCAUCGCCCGGUUAGUAAUAUCCCUGCUCAUGAGCAGCCUACUACUAUGGCAUUUCGUCGUCGAAACCCUGGCUCAAAGGCUGGGGAUAUUCCCCUUCCGGGCAAUGAACAUAUCGUGGAUUGCUCAGGUGGUAUAUAUGUGGCUGAUGACCGUACAUGCCCCCUACGCCCUCCCCAAUAUCCCGAAGAGUAUCAUGGACUAACGGAUUGAGACAGUACUGGACCUACAAGACCACAGCCCCAGCUCAUCACACCUCCUGGCCAUCCUUCAUCCCUACAAUCCUACCCCCCUCACCUCCACCGCCGCCACUAUUAAUCCCAAUGUGGUUCCAACGCUUCCUCAACAUAGCCUUCCCAUCACCGUACUACACCUUCAAGACAUGUGCCCUUUACUCCUUCUACGUGGCCAUAACACUAUUCCCAAUAUGCGUGACAAUACUAUACCUUUCCACCCUCCUCCCUCACAUUCUCUCCCACCCCCCUCUCCACCUAAGCGCCCCGGAGCUCCUAAUAAGCACCCUCAACACACCCGUAGUCCUAGCGGAGAUGCUCUUGCUGAACUCCGUGACGCCGAAUACAACGCUGUUGUCUCCAGGGGUGCGAGCGCUGGAGAUCGCAUUCUGGGUGGUUGUAUAUGUGGAUGCUUGGGUUUGGCUGGGGAAUGCUGAGGUCGAGGGGGUUGGGGGGCAGGGGUUGGAUUGGAGGUUUCUCGGCGAGGGGUGGGGUCGAGGUGGGAUCUGGAAGACGUUUGGGUGGGUGGUAGGAGCCAAUGCGGUUUAUUUUGGGCUGUGGUGGGUGGGGGCCGGGAAGGGGCUGGUUAUGAAGUGUUUGAGGGCCCAGAAGGUGAGGGGGAGGGGCUGUGGAAGGGAGGGUGUGUGUGAAGGGUGA
Molecule: messenger RNA, 1104 nt
Organism: Tuber aestivum (summer truffle)
Lineage: Eukaryota; Fungi; Ascomycota; Pezizomycetes; Pezizales; Tuberaceae
Source: the annotation of a GenBank genome assembly